Messenger RNA from Menidia menidia (Atlantic silverside), 4923 nucleotides. NCBI's taxonomy places the organism in Eukaryota, Metazoa, Chordata, Actinopteri, Atheriniformes, Atherinopsidae. The record is from the annotation of a GenBank genome assembly.
AAUAAUCCGGCUGAGCAGCGUCUGUGUCUCCUCAGCACCGCUCACUCACACUCCACUCACACUCCAACCAGCCGGAGAGCAGAGCCAGGAACACUGACUUCUCUCUAUCACUCAGUGGAUUUUCUCUCCGAAUACAACAAACCAAAAGACUUCAACUUUUUCUGCAAUACAGGACUUGCCUCUUCCCAUUUGAUCCAGUUUCACCUGCUGAAAGAAUUGCAGUUCCAAAUUUUUUUUUUCUUACCAGAAGACCGAACAUGUGUUUGGUGGAGUGCAGUUCUACACGGCGGAUUGGGAUGUUGGUUGUAUAAUGGUCACUCUAUAGAAUAAGUUAGAAUAAGAGUAAGACUUUGGAAGUGUGGAAAUGCUCCCAACCAGUGGGAUUCAUUAGUUGUGCUUGGUAUAAGUUUAUAAUCUUAAAGGGCGACUUUUGAUCGUUUUUUUUAAGGUUUGCUGUCCUUUUUAUGGAAGGAUUCAUCCAGUGUAUUGUCGGCAUGCUGGUGUCAGUUGUGGGACUUCUGUGCCUGCUCUGCGGACGCACGGUGCGCGGUCAGGACGCCACAGGUAGCCGCUUCGUCUGUAACGCCAUCCCACCCGGCGCGGAGCCCGGCUGCGGCUACGCUCCGCCGGGGAACCGCGUCCAGAGCAGCAGCCCCGUGGAGGACGAGCUGCGCAACACCAUCCUCCAGCUCCGGGAAACCAUCCUGCAGCAGAAGGAGACCAUCGUGAGCCAGCAGGGAACCAUUAAGGAGCUCAACUCCAAGCUGGCUCGCUGCGAGGCGGCGGCCGACGAGAUGGCGCAGGGCAGGUCCCGGGGUCAGGGCUCCAGGCGAAAGGACCACGGGAAGAACACCAUGGGAGACUUACCCCGGGACCCGGGCGAGACUAUAGACCAGCUGGGCAAGACCAUGCAGAGUCUAAAAGGUCGGUUGGAGAAUUUGGAGCAGCAGAGUCUGCGUCUACCCGUCACAAACUCUUCGGCUGGGGGAGUCUCGGCCCUGACUCCGCUGCCACCAGAGCUCCGCGAGCUGCUGCGGCAGCGCCUGGGGGCGCUGGAGACCCAGCUCCUCCGGAAGGUGGCCGAGCUGGAGGAGGAGAAGAGCCAGCUCUACAACGAAACGGCGGCCCACCGCCAACGCACCGAGAGCGCUCUCAAUUCCCUCCUGGAGAGGAUCACAGAGCUCGAGAAAAACAACAAUGCCUUCAAGUCACCUGAGGACUUCAAGGUGUCCCUCCCACUUCGCACCAACUAUCUGUAUGGACGCAUCAAGAAGAGUCUCCCAGAGAUGUACGCCUUCACCGUGUGCAUGUGGCUCAAGUCCAGUGCUACUCCUGGUAUAGGCACUCCAUUCUCAUAUGGUGUGCCAGGCCAGGCCAAUGAGAUAGUCCUCAUCGAAUGGGGAAACAACCCCAUUGAGCUGCUGGUCAAUGAUAAGGUGGCGCAGCUCCCCCUGUCAGUGAGUGAUGGGCGAUGGCACCACAUCUGCAUCACCUGGACCACCAGGGACGGUUUCUGGGAGGCUUACCAGGACGGCGAGCGCCUGGGCACCGGAGACAACCUGGCCCCAUGGCACCCAAUUAAACCUGGAGGAGUCAUCAUCCUGGGCCAGGAGCAGGACGUUGUUGGAGGCCGUUUCGAUGCAACACAAGCCUUUGUCGGCGAGCUGAGCCAGUUCAACAUGUGGGACAGAGUACUCCGGCCUGUGGACAUCAUGGGUCUUGCCAACUGCUCAGCUUACAUGCCUGGAAAUGUAGUUCCUUGGAUUGAUGCGAACGUGGAAGUGUUUGGUGGUGCAAGUAAAGCAGCUCUGGAAAUCUGUGAGGACCGUGCUUUUGAUUCCUAAAGGAUGAAAUAUGCAGAGAGAAGCCUGGCUGCGGGGAUUUAGAAGCUUUUUGUAGGGACUGUUUGUGUGCUUCUUUUGAAUCCCAAAUGCAAGGGUAGCAGUAUGCCAUUCCUCCUAUUUAAUGGUGUGACUGCUUGGUCUCAAAUACUUGGUAUUUAUUGGAUUUACGAGCUUGUGUGUCCAUUCAGUUCGAACUUUGAAGACAUUCCGUGAGAGAUUUCCUCUGAGAAAGAUACUGUAUGUUGUUGCUUCAGUCUGCUGCAACGAUGUGAUCUGCUGUCACUUUGUGCUUUUUUCCUUCUGUAGCUCGGCUGUCAUUUGACUGCUUCUUGAAAAAAAAAAAGCUCUUCUCGUUCGCAUUCCUCAUAACGACAGUGCUGCACUAUAUUCCUUGUUAAUGUGAGCUCACACAGGCUUUGAAGUGUUGAAGAAAAACUACAUCCUGGGAGUUUUUUUCUCUGUGAAGGGCAAUGAGAUGCAGAAGAUGCGAGAGGAAGGGCCGCUGAAUGUGGCGCAUCACGCCCAUUUUUGAAAGUUGCAACUGCGGCUUUUGCUGUCGAUCAUUUUUUUAGGCAUCCAAACAUGGCAGACCGGCUAAAUGUAAUGCAUGAGCUGAACGGAGCUCACAAGAGGCGGCGCAUGCUUUCUGUGAGUGUGGUGCGCCAAAACCAGCCAGUGCUGCGUGCUGACAGCAUUACGUAAGACUGUGUGUGUAUGUUCCGGUUUGUAAGGCUUGUCUUGCGUGUAAAAAGACCAGAGAUUAUGAGGGAGGGAGGACAUAUUCAUUCUUGUAAAUCUAUGCUUAAUACCUCACUGCCCCUUGAGCAGAUGCCAUGUCCCAAACAGCUUUGUGGACGGGCUGGCUGCGCUCAGGUUAAUAGCGAUGUCGGACAGUUGCUGCAGACUGGUCAAUCAGCAGAGCUGGGAGUAGCUGAGAGUGCCAGCUGAGUGCUCGGUGAGGUCAGGGACUGGGUCUGACCCUCAAGGACAAUCCUUAAUUCCUCAUGUGGGUAGUAAUUAUCCAUGUUUAUGAAUGAGCGAAGCAGCGAGCAGCUCGGAUUUCUGGUGUUUCUCUAAGCUAAGUUUGUCAUGGCUGAUGAAAUAUUGAACUGCAGAGGCAGCCUGAUAAAAGCGUCACACUGUGGACAUUACGGAUGUUGGCAUCUAAGUGAGUUUUGUCUUAAACUGCCUCACAAAGGGCAAAAGUGAAGGUUUUGAUCUGUGCAUAUGAUAUAUUUUCCAAAAAGUAUUAAGCUGGUGAAUUUCGGCACCGCGUUAAAAAAGAAACUGCUUUUUAGCAGCUUGGCUAAAGUUUGCUGUAUAUGUUGUGAGUGACAUAUGUUUUCAUGUUCAUUUAUGAUUUGUUCCAAUACGAAAAGAAAUGUAAAAUAAGUAAACAAAGAGGUGAGCUUUGGUAGAAGUCUUCGGUGCAGAUCAAGAUUUCAUUUUUCCUUCUUGUGGACAUCCUGAGUAAACUUCUAUCUUCAUUAAAAAAGCUUGAUGCAGUAGGCUACAUGACAGCAUUGAAUGUUGCAAAAGUGAACAUAAGAAAUUAAACAAACCUUUACAACAUAAACAUUUGUAAACAUGUUGUGAUUGUUCCUCUCUUGAACGUUUUAUUAAAAAUGUUUUAAUGUAAAAUCAAGAUAUUUAUUUCCUGUAGGAAGUGUUUUCUUUUUCUUUUUCUGCUCUUGAUUUUAUCUUUUAACAGGACAUCAUCAAGGAAAACAAAACAAUGCUCUGUUUAAAUGGUGAAUGGCCUUUUGUGAGAACCAUAUGUGCUUUUUGCUUGUGGACAGUCCAAAUCUUUAGUCAGCUUUUGUAGCAUUGCUCCCAAACAGCACAGACAAUGAGUGACAUAAGAUGAAGCAAGGUGUGUUCAAAGUCUCCUUCAUGUGCAUUACCAGCUUAAUUUUGCACCUUUCUGACAUAACAGUGAAUGUCCUUUGCACCAAAUAAAAGAGUAAAUAAGUCCUAGCUAUGUGACUUGCAACACUCAUGGUAGAGUCUAUAAAAAGAAGUUUGAGCAGUCAGAGCAUGUUUUAUUGUAUUAAACUAUCAUCUCACUGUGCUAGCAAUGAAAUCAGAGUGGAAUCGAAGGUCAUGCACAAUUCUUCACAAAUAUGGUGAGAUAACUGUCUUUUAACCUUUGACUGAUCUCGUUUUUUGUUUUGUUGUUUUUUUUGUAUUUGUGUUGCCCCAGCAUCACAUUUUUUGAUCAUAUUAGUUCUAAAAAAAGAUGCAGACAUUUGUCCUGUUGGUUGUACCGUAUCAUCUGUUCGACCGGCCCAUAAUACAGAUUGGAGUAUAUAUCCUCUCAUCCCGACAAUGAAAUGUUGUCAGCAGAGGAGAAAUCCACUGGAUUGGCUGACGUCCAGGUGGAAAUGAAAAAAUCUGCCCAUGCGGAUUAUGCGAACUAACAAUGUAGGACACUGUGAGCUUUCUUUUCUCUCCUUCAUGCUGUGAGUUGAUGCUUUUGCCAGUGUGUCAGUAAUGGUACACCGGGGGGGCCUAAUAGACAUUGUGAGCCCCUUAUCCCCAUACACAUCUUGCAAUGGGAAUAAUAUCUUGUGUUGCCAACUUGCUUUUUUUUUGGAGGGGGUUGAGGGGCAACCUGUUUUCUGUCGGAUUUUCAUUGCACUGCUGCUGUUAACACUGUACAGCCUGAUAUUCUGAAAUGUUAGAUCAAUUAUGAAAGCAACUAUCCAACUUGUUUUUAAAUUAAUCAUAAAUGCGCCAGAAGAAUUCUUCAAAACACAGACAAAUGCAACAAUUUGCAACAGAAUAAUGUCAACAACGUUUGUGUGGUACCCUGUAAGUUGUUUUUUUUUCUACAAUCAGCAUUGUGAAGAAAAUAAUAAAAAUCUCUGUUGGCAUCUGAAUAAUUUCUUUCAUUUAGUUGCUGUGACAGUUUUUAAGUGAAGUUUCAGUGAAUUGUGGAGUGCAUUCGGUGUCUUGGUUACUAUUGAUUUCAAUGUGAAAAUUGUUCUUUAAAGCCACAAAAAAAAAACAUUUCACUGUUAGGUAAUGUAGAAAUACAAGCUUUCACAUGGAGGAAAAAUGUGUGAAAUAUAUGUAU